ACUAUGAACGUGGCAGGAAAAAAAGGAUUUGGAGGUUAAGAUUUUCGGUAGAUUUUUUGCUUUUAAUUUUUCAUGGAGACUGUAAAAGCUGUGGCAUUAAGAUGCUGUGUCCAAACAUAUGCUUGGGGAAGACGAGGCUCCCUGAGUACUGUGGCCAGGUUAGCGCAAAACAACACUGAAUUUCAACUCGAUGAAGAGACUCCCUAUGCCGAGUAUUGGAUGGGAACGCACAAGAAAGGACCUUCCGUGAUUAGUAACGGCAAUAACGAGGUUCAAAUAACUUUAGAAGCAUGGAUCAGAGACCAGCCAGCCUGUGCAUUGGGCGAAGAAGUUUUGAAGAAUUUUGGUGGCUCUUUACCAUUUUUGUUUAAAGUGCUUUCAGUCAAUAAAGGUCUUUCGAUACAGGCUCAUCCUACCAAAGAGUUAGCUGCUCAACUUCAUCGUGAAAAACCCGAAAACUAUCCCGAUGACAAUCACAAACCAGAGAUGGCCAUCGCUCUUACAGACUUCGAAGGACUGUGUGGCUUUCGGCCUUACGAUGAAGUCGCCAAGUACUUGGAUACCAUGCCAGAAUUGCGAACUGUUGUUGGCAUUGAAGAAAGUUCUUUGUUUGUCGAAGCCUGUAAAGGUAACAAAGAUGAGCAAGUUAGGGAGUCACGUUUCAAGAAAUGCUUUAGAUCCCUUAUGACAAGAGACACAAACGUUGUUAAGGAAUCGUUGUCAGCUCUGGUUAACCGAAUGAGUAAACUGAACGAUAGUUCGUAUGCAGAUUUAAAGGAAUUGCUGCUACGGUUAAAUUCACAAUUUCCAGGGGACGUCGGUUGCUUUUGCAUAUUCUUUAUGAAUCAUAUAAUUUUGAAGCCCGGACAAGCGAUGUUUCUGGCACCUAACCUACCACAUGCUUACCUUGAUGGAGACUGCAUUGAAUGUAUGGCUUGCAGCGAUAACACAAUACGAGCUGGUCUGACACCAAAGUUCCGUGACGUAGAAACGCUUUGUGACAUGCUUGAUUACACAGCUGGCUCCAGGGAAGACAACAUGUUCAAAUGCGAGCGAGAUCCGACUUGUCUAUUCUCGGAAAUAUAUGAUCCCCCUGUGCCCGAUUUUGCUGUUCGAAAAAUACUAGUUCCUUGUGAAAAGAUCAGUUAUACGCUGAAGGCGCUGAACGGUCCGAGCAUUAUCAUUAUCAUCGAAGGGAAAGGACAUUUUGAAUCGUCUGAUUCUAACAAGCAGAUUGUUAUUUCUCCUGGUACUACCGUCUUCUGCUCUGCCAGGCACGUGUUGAAUAUCGAAAAGGACAACACUGAACUGCUGAUGUUCCAAGCUUACUGUGAGUUAAGUUCUGUGUGAUGCUUUUAAUUGAUUAGAAAAUUUGUGAGCAAAGACGAUUAACAUUAGUUUAGACUAUUUUUAAUCCUUGGCCAAUUUUUACCAAAUUAAUUAGAUAGGUGUUUAUAAAACAUGUUUUUAAAAUAGACGCCGUGCUCUCUCGUCGGCCCCACGACAUCAAUUUAAUGCUAUUCCAAUAUGAAUGGCUUCCUGCUCUGUCUUCUGGCCAGUGUAUUAUUUAUUGCAUAUUUUUGAAAAAAUUAAGGACGAGCCUUCUGGUAGUGGGCCUUCUAGUCCUCUGAUCAUUUGGGGACUUUGAUAGGCUUUGUGGGGCCGUCCGACAUAGCAGUCGUCUUCAAAUUCAAAUAUUUGUAGUACAUUAACCAGAGUUAACCAGUUUCGGUAUUUCUAAGUGCUUUCAUAUAAUUAAUCAAAAAUUUUGACCACUGAUUCAGUCUAUGUAUCUCAUGGAUGAUCUAGAUGAAUUAUGAUAAUUGAAUUGAUAACUCCAAAGUUAUUUGACUUAGAAAGUAUUAUACCAUGUCACACUACCUUCACUGCUAACCUAGCAUUGGAGAUAUUUACUACAAAACAAAAGUUUGAAUUUCAA
Molecule: messenger RNA, 1939 nt
Organism: Dendronephthya gigantea
Lineage: Eukaryota; Metazoa; Cnidaria; Anthozoa; Malacalcyonacea; Nephtheidae
Product: mannose-6-phosphate isomerase-like
Exons: 8
Coding region: 73-1350 (425 amino acids)
Biological process (GO): carbohydrate metabolic process; GDP-mannose biosynthetic process
Cellular component (GO): cytosol
Molecular function (GO): mannose-6-phosphate isomerase activity; zinc ion binding
Source: RefSeq, a predicted model, not a curated record